Molecule: messenger RNA, 1563 nt
Organism: Manihot esculenta (cassava)
Lineage: Eukaryota; Viridiplantae; Streptophyta; Magnoliopsida; Malpighiales; Euphorbiaceae
Product: immune-associated nucleotide-binding protein 9
Exons: 6
Coding region: 354-1370 (338 amino acids)
Molecular function (GO): GTP binding
Source: RefSeq, a predicted model, not a curated record
GACCUGCGCUUGAAUGUGGGCAUCUAAGCUCGGGACUUUAACCGUAUAAAAUCUAGACGGUCAAUGUGGAUGUCAGUAGGGCCAUGGAAAAUUUAAACCGUUCGCAUUUGCUUUGGCUGAAGAAAUGACUGCAGUGGAUUUAAUCCCGGGUUCACUUCUAGCCUCUGGGCCACUGAAGCGAUGAAAUACAGCCCGUUAGAAAUUUCCUGGUUCUAGGUCGGUCGGUGUUCUAGUUCAACUCAACUUCUUUUAUCCUCAGCUCAGCGUUGUUUAAUCUAGUCUCUCUCCGGCUCUCACAAGUCACGGAUUCACCUCAUCCUCUCAAUUCCCAACAGGUUAACCGACCUGGCAUAAUGGGUGGAAGUGUAAUAGAUGAUGACUGGGAACUUACUUCACCAUCCACUGGGGUUCGCACUAUAGUCUUAGUUGGGCGUACAGGUAAUGGCAAAAGUGCGACAGGCAACAGUAUUCUUGGAAGGAAGGCCUUCAAAUCAAGGGCUAGCUCAUCUGGUGUUACCAGUACUUGUGAAUUGCAGAGAACUGUGGUUGCAGAUGGUCAAAUUAUCAACGUCAUUGACACUCCUGGACUGUUUGAUUUUUCUGCUGAAUCUGAAUUUGUUGGCAAAGAAAUUGUCAAAUGUAUUAAUAUGGCCAAGGAUGGGAUCCAUGCUGUCCUUGUAGUAUUCUCAGUUAGGACCCGAUUUUCACAAGAAGAAGAAGCUGCACUUCGCAGCUUACAAACUUUGUUUGGAAGCAAGAUAUUUGACUACAUGAUUGUAGUAUUUACCGGAGGAGAUGAACUUGAAGAUAAUGAUGAGACCUUGGAUGAUUAUCUAGGUCGUGAAUGUCCUCAGCCUUUAAAGGAAAUUCUCACCCUCUGCAAGAAUCGACUAGUGCUUUUUGAUAACAAAACUAAAGAUGAAUUUAAGAGAACUGAACAGGUUCAGCAGCUUCUUUCCCUUGUAAAUGUGGUCUUAGUUCAAAAUGGGGGCCAACCAUACACAGAUGAGUUAUUUGCUGAAUUGCAAGGGGCUAUGAAACUCCGUGAUCAACAAGAAGAGGUUGAUUCUUUCAUAGGUUAUUCUAAACGAGAAAUAUUGCAGCUGAAGAAGCAGAUGCAUAGGUCAUAUGAAGAACAACUGAAACGAAUAACUGAGAUGGUUGAGUCAAAGCUUAAGGAGACAACAAUUAGGCUUGAGCAGCAGUUGGCAAAAGAGCAAGCUGCCCGACUAAAAGCAGAAGAGAUUGCUCAAAUGGCUCAGAUGAAAUCAAAUGACGAAAUCCGCCAGCUUAGAGAGAAUUUAGAAAGAGCUCAAAAGGAGACUGAGGAACUUCGUAAGCAGGCUGGAAAUCGAUGCACCAUCCUGUGAUGCAUUUUACUAUGUUCUAUGAGGUGAAAAUAUUUGAGUAUUAUUUCUAGCUUUAUGUAUUUGGUUUAUCAAGUCUUUAAAGGAUUAUGAUUUAACUUCCUGGGUAACAUGUUUUAAUUCCUGUAAGUAAAUGUUUAACAGUGUUCGGCUUAAGAUUUCAAUACAUGAACAUGUCUUCCACUUUUUCGUCGAA